GACCAAUAGUAACACCAAGGGCAGGUGGGCAGGCCUCAGCCCUCCUCCCCCACCCCAGGGCCCACUGCAGCCUCAGCCCAGGAGCCACCAGCUCUCCCAACACCAUGGUCCGAUACCGCAUGAGGAGCCUGAGCGAACGCCCGCACGAGGUGCACGGGCAGCAGGUGCAUGGGCAAGACCAAGGACACAACGGCCAAGAGGAGCAGGGGCUGAGCCCGGAGCACGUCGAGGUCUACGAAAGGACCCACCGAGGCCACUCUUACCAUAGGCGCAGGCGCUGCUCUCGAAGGAGGCUGCACCGGAUCCACAGACAGCGGCAUCGCUCCUGCAGAAGGCGCAGAAGACGCUCCUGCAGGCACCGGAGGAGGCAUCGCAGAGAGUCCCUAGGUGCCUCCCUCAACCAGAACUUUUCCCAAAAGGCUGCAGAACCAGGAGGAGAAGAUGCAGAAGGCACUAAGCUUCUUGGGCCCCUCACCCCCGGCUGGAAAUUAAGAAAAAGUCACCUGCCCAAGAAACACCAAGUGAGGCCAUAGCAAUUCCCCUCCAUCAAAUGCUCAAGCCCCCAGCUGGAAGAGAAAGUCACCUGCCCAAGAAACACCAAGUGAGGCCAUAGCAACUCCCCUACAUCAAAUGCUCAAGCCCUGAGUUGCCGCUGAGAAGUCCACAAGAUCUGAGUGAAAUGAGCAAAAGUCACCUGCCCAAUAAAGCUUGACAAG
Molecule: messenger RNA, 716 nt
Organism: Cercocebus atys (sooty mangabey)
Lineage: Eukaryota; Metazoa; Chordata; Mammalia; Primates; Cercopithecidae
Gene: PRM2
Product: protamine 2
Biological process (GO): spermatid development; nucleus organization; chromosome organization
Cellular component (GO): nucleus
Molecular function (GO): DNA binding
Source: RefSeq, a predicted model, not a curated record